AUUCAGUCAAUUAUUAAAACUAAUAUAAGAACAUACAAAAAUGAGAGUUGCAAGAUUCAAGUGAAGUCGGGAAAAUCAACGCUCUAUUGGAGAAAGAUAAUUCAAGGAUCUGGAAUCUUAUCCUCAUGCAGGCACACACUGAAGUAAACAUGUCGGACAUCGCCAAUGAAAGCUCUAACAACUAUACGGGCAUGGAUGAUUCGUGCGGAUCUGAUGAUGCUGUUACCUUUCAAUAUUACACCUGGGGAAUAGUCGCAAACAUUGUGUCAGCGUACGGAAUUAUUGGAAACAUUCUGUCAAUUAUUGUGUUACGUCAUCGCCAAAUGCGGAACUCCACGUCCUAUUAUUUGAUAUCUUUGGCUGUAUACGAUAUUCUGCUACUUCUUUUCAUGUCACUAUUUUUGGCACUACCCACAAUAUAUCUGGAAAAAGAUGUCAUGGAAGAUUACUUCUUUGCUUAUCAGUACAUGCAUCCCUAUGUCUACCCAAUAGCGUUAAUAGCACAAACAGGAACUGUCUACACGACCCUCGCGUUUACGGUGGAACGAUACAUCGCAGUGUGUAAACCUUUACACGCUGCCAACACCUGUACAAUGUCACGAACAAAGCGUGUAAUAAUCUUCAUAUUCGUAGCUUCAAUAGCUUACAACAUUCCGCGCUUUCUGGAAUACCGCACUCGUGAAGACUGGAGUGAUGCUUACAAUCGUACAAUACCGAGUAUCGAGUUCACCGCAGUCGGAGAAAACCAAGUGUUCCAGGAAGUGUAUUUCAUCUACCUAUACCUCUGCAUCAUGUUUCUCAUUCCUUUCAGCUUGUUAACUGUUCUGAACAUUUUACUGAUUCGAGCUGUAAACAAGGCUCGUAAAACCAGAAACUAUAUGAGCUCAUCAAACACGAAAGACACAAGUUUAACUGUGAUGCUUAUUGUCGUUAUCAAUGUCUUUCUUGCAUGCCAGUUUCCCGCUCUGGUGGACAAUAUCAUCGUGGCUUUGUUUGAUUAUGGUGACCUGAAAUGUUCCGUUCAAUGGGUGCGGUUUACAACCAUCAGUAACCUUCUUGUUGUUGUCAACUCGGCAGUAAAUUUCAUUCUAUACUGUAUACUGAGCAAGAGAUUUCGAAGAGUCUUUCUAAAAAUAUUUCGCUUGAAAAAGAGUCGGCCAAAAUACAAAUUUACUGUUCAUAAUCAAAGCUCAGUAUACAUUCGUAACAAUUUGCACCUUCGUAAUUUGGGCUACGGAACACGGCUGACAAAUUACUUUGAAGUCACAUCUUCUUUACUCUGAUUGUUUUUCUUUACAAAGCUGUUUUUGUUGAACACCCCUUUUUUAUUGAAAAAAUACCCUCGCUCUGUAUUAUUUUGUUGACAUUAGUUUGAAUGUGCGAUUUUAUUGCUCAUGAGGUUAAAAAAAAUUGUUUGUUUCCAAAAACUCAACCAACCCUAUUUUUCUUUCCGGACCCUACACCUUUCUUUGCGUUUUGAUUAAUACAUGGAUUUUUUUUUUUUAUUUCCUUAAUGAAACGAAUUUAAAAUUUGACCAUUUUAUAUCUGCAACUUUCCACAAUACUGUUGAACCCCAGUGGCCCGAACUGGCUUGGCUCGAAUUCCUCAAUGGUUGGAACUAGAUGUAAAAGACAGAUUUAUACUGAAGGUAAACAAUCCCACUUGUCUCGAUUUUUACGAGACUCAAUGUAUUUUUGCCAGUCCCUGGGAGUUUUAGCCAUUGCGGUUUGACUGUAGUGAUAUUCCCCAAUAGAGGUCAGUUUGGUGCAAAAUAUCGGUUCUCAAAAAAUAGAAAAAUAUU
Molecule: messenger RNA, 1802 nt
Organism: Mya arenaria
Lineage: Eukaryota; Metazoa; Mollusca; Bivalvia; Myida; Myidae
Product: FMRFamide receptor-like
Exons: 2
Coding region: 126-1283 (385 amino acids)
Biological process (GO): G protein-coupled receptor signaling pathway
Cellular component (GO): membrane
Molecular function (GO): G protein-coupled receptor activity
Source: RefSeq, a predicted model, not a curated record